This is a messenger RNA of Amoebophrya sp. A25, 9706 nucleotides long. The record is from the annotation of a GenBank genome assembly. Lineage: Eukaryota; Dinophyceae; Syndiniales; Amoebophryaceae.
CGAAAAACUUGUAAUUGUAAUUCCUGACGUUGUAGAAGAAGGUGACGCUAAGAAGUGCUCUUGCUACGACAAUGACGCUGAGAAGUUUUAUUGCUGCGACAAAGAUGUUGCGCUGUGGUAGCAAGUCGCUGCUUGCUGUCUACAUCGCGGCUUUUGCGAUCGUUGCGACGACGUCGAUCGAAACGGCGAACAAGACAUCCACCAAGACAUCUAUUCAAACAUCCAUCAAGACAUCUAGUAAGACAUCUAACUCUAUUAAGACGUCCACCAAGACAUCCAUCAAAAGCUCUACAAAAACAUCUGGAAGAUCCACACGUCUCUCAGGAGGUGGAAAUAGUUUCAUUGCGACCACAAAAGACCAUGGAACGAAGGAUCAUAGAACAAAGGCCUCUCCCCUCGCGGGGAAUAGUAUGGUCCAGAAAUUAUUGGGGUAUCUGGAGCAACUGUCCACGGAAGCCAGCCAGCAACUGGAUGGACGCACUGCCCUAUUUCAGACAACGGACGCCGAACUAGCACAGAGUCUCGAGGCACAAGAUUAAGGAACCUGAUAGAAGAAGUACUCUGUUUAUUAUUUAUUGUUGGAUGAAGUACUCUGUUAAUAUCUCUCAUAGAAGUACUAAUAUCUCUCAUAGAAGUACUCUGUUUAGUCUCUGUUAUAAAGAUCUAUUUGUAGAAUGAUACAGAGGACUACCUGUUCUGCUUGGAUCUUGUAAUUACUUUGUUAGACUCGGUGCAUGUGUGACGAGGAAGAGACAAAUAAAGUCAGACUGUAAGCAGGGGAUGAAGAUUCGAAAUAAGACUCACGAGGACCUUGUAAAAUCAUGUUGACAUCACAACAACCUUCAUAAUUUUUCUGCAAGCUACACAACGAACUACUGGUUAGAAUCUCACUCAUCUAAUUUUCGAAAAUUUUUGGUUCCUCGAAUGCUACUCUGAUCGCAGCGGAAGCAACCUUGGUGCAGGCCAAAACAGACCUCUCGGAUCGUGCCGAUGAGCAGGCGCGUUUGGUGACAGAGACAAAAGAAGCGCGAGUUAUGUCUGACUAGCAUGGUUAGUCUGAUCAUAUGAUGUAUUCUUUCAUACAUUUAAUAUUGUAUUGCAUCCAUAAUCUGUGAGGGAAAUCUUAAACAGGUCGCCGAAUAGAUUCAAAUCAUCACUGUCUUGCAUCCAUAAUCUGUCCGCUAGACUAGUAGACCUAGUACUUGAGACACCACAAGGGUGUCGAUUGCAUUAGAAUCAAACGUGGAUAAUCACUGACAGAUUGAUUGACUAUCAUCAACAUGAUGAUAGAGGACGGGUUCCACCGAAAAAACACGUGGUACAGUUCAAGACCUUAUAUAGAGAAAAAUAAAUCUUGCUAAUGUUCCACCUCAUCUAAGUAGAACACGCUAGAGCAAAAGAAGUCGGAGCGAAAAGCGGAGAAUGCUGAGUACAGGGAAUCUCUGGAGAAAAGCGGGAAGUUUCGCAGUGCUGUGCGCACUGCCCUAGAGCAUUUCGAUGCCAUGGACCUUAUGUCUUAAAGGAAGAACGAACAAUGAAUCGUAUAUCUCAUGUCUUAAAGGAAGAACGAACAAAAAAUCUUUCUUUCGCUUUUUCUGCCGUUCGCUAUUUUGCUCUCUGCAACUAUGCUGCUCCCUGUUUCUCUGUUGCUCACUCUCUUCCAAUCCCUUUAUCCCGCUCUGUCUGUGUGUGUGUGUGUCUCUCUCUCUCUCUCUCUCUCCAUCCCUCUACCUCUCUUUCCCUCUAUUUCACUCCGCCUUCUUCCUCUCUAAUCUUUUUGGCGGGAAUUCUACGAGCAGCGGUGUCCAAGACUUGCGGUCGAUGAUUGAGGUGCUGUCGCAGCAGGCUUUAGAUGAGCUAGUUAAGAUUUUGAUGGACCACUAGUUGGGAUGUUCCAUGGUCUUCUUGGUUUAUUCUGCAAUGAGUUAACGAAUGACUACAUUCACAAGUAGACAGCAAUAGCUACAUGAGCGGUGCCACGACAUAACGUGAGGCCUUAGACUUAGAAGAGGAAUAGGCGCUGAUGCUUCUGGCGCCUUCUCUAAUUUCAAGACCCUAAACGGGAACGAGAAGCUUGUAGAAACUACUUUUGCAGCAGAAAAGGAGACUCUGGAAACCCAAAUCGACACCGCCGAAAACCGUCUCAACGAAAUCGAAGAAGAACAAAAAUAAGGCAAAAAAUAAGCUAGCUUGUGGUGAAGUCUUGGCGAAACAUAACCCGAUUUUAAAGAUACAUAAGGGCUGAAAAGUAAGCAUGAUUGUUUAUUAGAUGUUCUCGAAUGACACUGAUGAUUCUAAGCUACGGAACUUGCUGCCAAAAUCGAGGCAGCAAAAGAGGAGAAGCAGACGGCCUCAGCCAUGCAGACGAGCAGCGAGGAACUCAUCACCUCUCUGCAGCAAGAACGGGAGAAAAACGAGGAAGAAUUCACGAUCCUCGAUAAAGAACUACGUGCUCAAGCCUCUGCCUGUCAAGCGGCAAUAGACGUAUUCAAGAUUAUGGUGAGAUGAUAGAACUCGAAACCUAUUACAGUCUAAAUAUGCACUUGAUCGUACUCGAGUCUGAUCAUUCUAAUCUCAGUGCUGGCGCAGCUCCGACCCUCACUGCAUUGCAGACGGGACAUCAAACCGCGGCGUACAAAAGUGGUGCUAAGAGGAGUAGCCAUGCACCACUUCAAGUGGAACCAGCCAUGAAGAGUCCCUUGAGUUUGUUCACGGUAGCACAACAAACCGUUCUUAGCUUUCCGAGCAUUCGGGCGCAUCGAAUGUUUUCGACUCUACAGGAAGCGAAGCGCCUCUACAAGCAAAGCAAAGGGGGUCGCAAGAGUGUCGCCGAAAUAAACUACCAUAAUCCACCGCAGCAGGAGAACAACAUCAACAUCAAAUCCCUUCUCACAACCGCAACUACAUUCUCAUUAAGGUGAAUUCAAUAACAAUUCCAAUGUAACUUUACAACUCUAAUGCAGCUUGUCUCUACCUUUAGUGAAGUCUUUGUUGUUUUCAGGAAAUAAGAUACGUACCAAGAACAGGGUGAGCUCUAAUAUCAUCAAAGAAACAAGAAGAACAAAAACAGCCUAGCUACGUUGAAGCCUCUUUGAGUGGAGUGGUCACCAUGGUGCGAGAGUUGAUCGCGGACCUCAAGGCUCAGAAUGUAGAGGACAUGAAAGCGCAGGAGUACUGCAAUAAGUUAAGGCUUGUGUAAGAGUAUUUUAUCCGAGAAGUAGUGGCGUUCCAAGAAGAGCAUUCCAAGAACCAAGAACACUACUUCCAAAAAGAGCCAGGGGACCAUCUUCCCCAGUAGAGGUCUCUUGCUUCACAUAAAGAGAAAACAAGCCAGCGCCAGGUAAGAGCGACUAACAUCUUGUCUGGUCCUCUUGUUUCGACUGAACUGCGCACUGAGACUUUCUCACAAACCUACUUGCCCUUAUGGCAGUCCGCACCGGGUUGGCUUGUGAAUUGUACACUCGUCCCCUCUCCUCUCUUCUAAGUACCAUGCUAGCCAGCGACAAACAGACUUUGCAGUCUGCUAAGGGGAUUCUAGACUGGUACGUGAAGAUGGACGACGAGUUGAGGGCGGAUGUUGCGGAGCUAGCUGACUCAACCCAAGAUGCAACAGAAGCGAUUGUUAAGGCUGUUCGUUGUUGUUGUUGUUGUUGUUGUGUGGGGUCUACUCGUACUUCUAGAUGAAAUUGUAGACGAACAAGGAACUAGUGUAGGAUAGUUGUAAUGUAGUUCUGAUGCUUGUUGUACUAGUCUAGAUGACCAAGGCUUAUAAUUUGUUAGCGUAGGGUCCACUUGGUCUAGAAGUAGAUGCAUUAGCAGUUUAGACUUGGCUGUUGUAGACGCGUAAUAAAUGAUUCUAAGAUUCCAGAAACCAAGCGCGAGAUCGCGGAACGCAAUGUAACUUUCGUGACCGGGCAAAACAUGGAUUCCACUACCGUUGCGGAAGCCCUAGAGGCCAUCCCCAUCGUGGAAGAGGCUUUGCUGCAAUUGGAGGGUCCGGAAUUUAUCAAUAACAAAGCCAUCCAAGGUGCUAUUGCUAUGUUAGACGUGGUAUCUGAGGACUUGGAAAAAACUGUGUCCGAAACCGAAGCCGAAAUGACCGAAAAGCAAGAGGAAUAUUACAAUUAUGAUGAAAGUAUGAGGACUAAUCUUGAAAACUUUUGAGAGCCAAGGGCCUCCAGUUGUGUCUACUUUUCUUUUUGAUUGUCUAGUGUUACAGUGUUACAACCUAGUACAUUGAAUGAGUACUACUCAUUACUUCUCCGUUCUCCGUGCAGCACAUUAAAUGAGGUCCCUUUCCUUCUUCCCAACCACCAGCGACCAUGACAGCGUCAUCGGAUAUUCCCACUCCCCUUCAUUCCACAAUCGCUACUGAUUCCCUUGCUGCUCUGUCUGGUCUGCAAGAGGAAUUCACAGUGCAGAACGAAACCAUGUGGGGCAAGGGAAGUCUACUUUUCACCAACGAGCUCCACCACGAACCUUGGGCAAGCCAGAAGACCGAAGCAGCGAAAAAAAAACUCGCGAACAGCACUCGGAUGUGUAAGUACGGACGAAAAUGUGAACUAUCCCUUCAAGCAACCCAAUCUUAAUCUUUCUCUGAAUUUCUCUAGAUUCUAUCUGUAAAAAGUUGUGGUCUUCUUUCUCUAGUCUUUUUCUCAAAAAUUGAUCUUCAUCCUUUAGACCUUAGCCCCUCACUCUCUAAUACAACGUCGCCGAGGACUACGAAGCCCGAGCUGCGAAGCGUGACUCGCUGUUAUCGAGCCUGAAGAACGCCUUGGCUAUGGUAGAGCAGCAAUCAGCUGCUCUCACAACAUCCGCAGCUUUGGUGCAAAAAAAGGCUGCUGUUGUCCCGCGAGAAGGGAAAGCAGUUGUGUUGAAGUUAAGGCUGAUAGUACUACUAGAGCUUCUAGUCUGUGAUAAUCCUACUAGUCAUAAUGUUACUUGGUGGCUGUUUGCUCGAUAGACGGGAAUAGCAUAAGGACCUACGCACUACUACACCUCCAAAGCAGCAAGAAAAGGAGAACAAGAGAAGCACAUACGACGCUCUUGAUGCCGCAGAGGAUGAAGUGAUGAAUCUGGAUUUCAAGCAGGAAAUCAAGCAUCAACGUAAAAUCUGGGAUUAAGGCAACCGCUGGAGCAUCCUCAGCACCAUCCCUGGCCCCUUUUUCAAGGGAGAAAAGGGCACAGGGAUGGGGUCAGGGAUGCGACGCGGUAGCUCUAAUGGGAGGACAAAGUCGCGAAGAAAUACAAGAUCGCAGACGUGGACGGCCUGAAGGAAAAAGCCACCUCGCAGUCUACUUUUGGACUGAAAUUCUUGCAACGGGGUCAACAACAGGAAAAAUCGGCUCACAAGAAGGAGAAAACAACGAGUGAGAAGAAACAGGAACCCGUUGACCCAACUCUGGUGGAUAACGAUCCCAGCACAUCACCGGUCAAUAAUGUGAUCAGCCUCUUACAGUUAAGGCUUGGAUAUGUUGUCCAUCUUUUCCCACAUCUUGGCCUCGUUUUGAAGCGGGGAAAGAGUUCCAGGAUGCGCUACUACUCACUUUCUGAUGGAUUUUUUUAUAUUUGUUAUGGUCUAAUACAUGCAGUCCGCUCCGAUGUGGAGAGAGAUGCUUCUGCUGACCUAGACUUCAUCGAACGAAUGCGCCACUACUGUGAGGUGUCAAAAAAGGAAGCACAGUGGCAAGUCGAAAACAGCGAUGAGGAAGAACUUUAUGAGGAAGUCUUCUAACUGAUUCAGGCAAAUAGGCGUAUUUGGAGAUGCGAUCUUCUGAAGCUCUGCACAUUCCAAUUAAUAUUCCAACGACUUGACACUUCGCUAAUCUCUCCUGAACAAACGUGAUGGUAUAACCGGAACGUUGGCUACGCUCGCUCUGGAGAUCUCCAACUUCGAGGCUGAUCAAGACACACAGCAAGCACGCCUGAAAGAAUUGUCUGAAGUAUUCGAGAAGGAGCGUGCAGAGCUGAUGAAAACCGAGAAGGAACUAGUCGAAUCGAUCACAGCGUUGAAGGGAGCAUUGACGGUUUUGGAGAAACAUACUGCUGGUGCUGCUUCUGCGGGAAGUGCAGUACUGCUGUUCUUGCAGAAGGCAGGCUUGAGCUUUGAUUCGUCUUUGGUAGAAGAAGUGCAGAGAAAGUUGUCGGGGGAUGGAAGUUAUGGAAGAGGACUGCUGAUAUGUACUCUGGGAAUUUAGUAGGUGGUCGUUGAAAGUCAAAGUUCCCUUCUUGGAUAGAACUUUUGAGUCCUGAUGAUUUCGUACUGGUGACUGUGGGAUGUUUACUGAUGACUUUGGCUAAGAAUGCGGAUCGCUGUAUAUCCCUCCCAAUCUUGUGGCUCUAAUCCCGUCUUCGGACCUCGAGCCACGACAAAAAACCACUACCCUCUUUCUUGGCCAGCACAAGUUCUAUUGCGACUGCUUCCACUUCUUCUACGUCCCAGCAUAAGGGCACAGGUUACAACGAUGCGGGUGCGGACAGAGUUUUCGGCAUCUUGAGUACAAUGCGCGAAACCUUCGAAAAGCAACUGGAGGAGACACGGACUGCGCUCACCAAAUCCAAUACUGAGUAUGCUGUUUUGCGCACGAAGAAAACAGAGGCAGUAUCAGCAUUGGACUCGCAAUUGAGUUUACGCUAUAGAGGAUUGUGGUGAUUCAGGGUUGUAGGUGUACUAGUCACAGUGCUGUAGUGUGAUGUUAUAAUCUUAUUAAUUAAUGCGAAGUAAUGUCAUGAGAUCUACUUUUUUAUGAUCAACCACGACGAGGACCCUUACCCACUACAACCACUGGAAACCGUGAUCUGAGUAACUGCAGACAGCCUAAUUUUCCUUUCUCAUCGAUAGUAGAGGUUCUUUGUUGUAGAAGACCAGGACAUUUCCUUCCUCAGCGAUGCGACCCCUCUAACACCUGAGAAGCGCAGCUCGCAGAGUGUCAACUCCUUGGAGCUAUCCAAGAUUGAAAAUCAGUUAGCCAAAGCAGGCAACGUGCUGGAAGAGGCGAAAAAAACCUUGUUUGAGCUGGAGCAAAGUUGUGCCAAAGAAAACGACGAAUUCGCUGAGCGAGACAGCGCCCGAGCAGAGGAGCUGGCUGCUUUGGACACUACAUUGCAACGAUUGGCAUUAAGGCUUGCCCAAAUUCAUCUUCCUUGAAAAAGUACGAGCGAUAUGAGAACUUGUCAAGACAACAACUGGGUAUAGGGGUAUAAACUACACUUCAACAUGCAUUCCUUGAGAAGAGCCAUCUUUGUUUGAGGCCUUCUUGAUAGAUAGGGAACGAAAGUGAGAACGCCAUGAUUGCUGUCUUGCAAGAUGAAUUUGAGCAGGCUCUAAUGGCAGGUGGGAAUACCGAAGGAACUACUGGCUCGACGAGUGCUGAUAGUACUUCUGAGAACGAAGGACAAGUGGAUCUGCGUCUCCGCAAUGCUGAGAUGAAGGAGUUAGCUGGGAAUAGAGGACGGGGUCUUACAACAACUAGAGGUUCUUCUACUGGCACAGCUGGAACUAAAAGAGCUACGUCUACAGUCGUUAACAAGAUCCCUUCUCGUUUUAGAAGUGCAGUUGAGGACCGUGCCAAGGACAUGAUCGAUGGCGAAUUGGGCAAGAACAUGAACAAACAACACAAAGCUGACAUGGAGAAGAGCAUCAUGACCCACGCGUCGGACGUAUCAGGUGGAGCUUUGGGUACUUUGAUUCGAGGACAGAAAGCUGUGAAGUUAAGACAUCGACAGCUAUAAUCCAUCUUCUCUAGUAGCUGGUGUUCCUAGUAGGGGCUCGAAAGGAAUCUACUUCGAGGAACUACUUUUCAGGCGCUAGAGAUACAAGGGAUACUCUUGUUGAAGAAUUCCCAAUACAUAGCGAUGGAUGAUCGAUUAUAAGUACAGGGCACCAAAGCGCCUCUAAUGAAGGACAGUACGAACAACUACAUGAAGACCACCAGCAGUACCACAAAACGCGAAGAUUUCAAAGCGCAGAUGCGAAACGCAGGGCGAAUGAUGUUCUCCGAUGACGCGUCCACGUUGCAAUCGAAAUUGGAGAAGAAGAACAAAAGCCGUCAUGGUUCUGGCGUCAGGUUGAAAAGUUCAUCUUCGAGUUCGAGUAGCGCAAAAAUUGUACCAUCAACAGCUCGACAACGUGCAAGAAGAACAGCAACAGCUUCUACAAUGACUUCUUCCAGGAUCAAGAACGCUCAUGCUGGCCUUCAGUUUUUGUUGCAGAAGCAAAUGCAGUCCCAGUCACCCGAACAGGACCAAAACACUGAUCUUGCUUUCGCUAUGAGCUUGAUCGUGGGUAAGCUCGACGAACGCGUUGUCGAGAUGAAGAAGCAGAAGAAACAAGAGCAACUAACCCACGACAAAUGUGUUGAGGAACAACAACAGGCAGCCCUCGCUCUGACCGAGAAAACCCAUUUUUAUGGUCGGCUUUCAUUCAUCUCUCUCAGCAUCUUGGCACUUUUUGCCCCUGUGUUCCCUUGAAAGACAAGGGCAAUGGCAUCAAGAUGGGGGAAGCUUGAUGAAUUCUAGCACACUUCUCCAACAUUCGUAUGACACCACAGCAGGGAAAUUGGAACUCAGCGAGGGAUUGGCUGCUUUUUUUCCCGCAAAGAUCGAAGGAAAGCACAACGAUGUUGCGGAAUUACAGGGAGAAUUAGAGUCGUUGGGUGCUACCAUGGUGGAAGAAGAAGGAGAUAUCAAUUAUGAAUGAGCCAAUCAACAUGUAGUCUUAGUCUCCAACGCCACUGUGGUCUACAACACUAGCAGACCCAUUUACUGUUCGAGGUCUUCUUGGUAAUAGUUAGAUAGCGAAACCUUGAGGUUAUUCUAGUUCUUCGUGAUACAGUAGACGCUCUCAACUCAUUGGGAUCAAAGUUUCUUGAAUUCUAAGGCCAAUGAGAUUGAUAGUUCGUCUUCGGCACCACUCAUACGACCAGUCACAACCACCCACAUCACCAACACCCUUACAUUCUAACUCCCACGCAAACUCGAGGAUGACAAGGAUGCCGCCUCUGUCCUGCACUCAGCUAUUGAUGAGCUAGAGCGGUUCUAUGGAAAUCCUACUGUAAUAGAAGAAGGUGGGAUGUUUGGUUUCCUAGACACCACAAGCACAACAGCCUCUACGACAGUUGCGCCACUGGAAUCCCCAGAUGAAGAGCCAGGGAUGCCAGGUCCCAGUGCGACGCUUGGAAACUCCACUGUGUCGAAGCCGCCGGCGCCAGCUAAAGCGUUUAAGAACAGAAGAUUAAUAGUGUUGACGGUGAUUUGUUUGAACACCAACGAUCAUGUGAAUCUUUCUGGUAAGUACUUGACUUGAACUUCCUUACUCACAUUGUACAUAGCAAACCUUGUUGGUGCAAACCCCACACUCCUUUAACCCCCACGAAAAGCACCAAACUGGUGGCAGCGUGGUUGUGCUGCUCAAGACGAUGCUGGAUGAGGUGCAUGCGACGAUCGAUGAUGAUAUUGCUCGCUUGGAUGAGUUGAGAGCUCGAUAUUUGAAUUAAGGCGCAAAGUAAUUCAUUUGAACCCAAGAAAUGAACCUAAGAAAUGAACAGUCUGGAGCUCUAACUAAAGCAGAAGGCCAACCUUCAGGGUACCAAUCACGCACUUGCAAAGCAACUGAACACUCUCCAGUCUGAGUCUAUCUCGGCGAACAGAACGGUCACGGAGCAGACAGCGAUGCGCGAUGAUGCGACGGAUGCUGAGAAUUAUGAAG